CCGCAACUGGUGGCUCUACAAAAUUUGAAAUUCCAGAGGAUAUAGAUUCAGCAUUGAAUAGAAUGAAAAACUGCGGCGUUAUAGCAUUUGGAUUGUUUGUGGACGGCUUUGUAGUCUUUAUAGACGAAGAAUGCAGUGACCAAGUACACACAGAGACUACCGAAUAGAUAAUAAACCUUUGCAGCAAUCGGCCCGACUUCAAAAUACUUUCUAAAGUGAUAAAGGUUUCACAAGACUUUUUGACAGACACGGGUUUAGAGCAAGGCCAUAAACUCAUAAAUGGAUCCGAAUGGGGCUCUAUAGGAAUGGUUACAAGAGCAACUAAAAAGCCGAUCGCCACGGAGACAACCAAAGAAGCAGGUGGACCGACACAUUCAGAACAGGAAACUCCUAAACACAUCGUCGUGGCUAUUACUGCAGGUCAUCUUUUCAAAGAAAAUGAUGACGCAUUUUUCGUCAGAAAUGACAAAAAUGAGAAAUUCGGGAAAUGCCUUGCAAAACUACAUCGCAAAGGACACAUUUCAACAAAGAAAUAUGACAUCGCCGUAAUAGAACUCGACGAGAACAUGAAAACAAGCGAAGAUUGCGAUGCUAAAUUCAGAAACGAAAAUGGUGAAUCAUGUGACGGUGUUUUGUUCAAAGGCACUCUUGCAUCUGGUACUGUUAUGUACAAAAAAGGUGCUGCAACCGGAAUGAGUGCAGGAGUUGUGGUCAGUCCAGAUUUUCGACUAGUUGGACAUGACGAUACGCAGAAGGGUUAUCUGAUCAAAGGGCGCGAUGAUCGUGAUUUCGCUAAUCUCGGAGAUAGCGGUUCUAUUGUAUUUACGUUAGACACUAAUGACGAGGAAAAUAGAACCGUCAAUCUAGUAUCGAUUGUUACAAAAACGUUGUCAAAGGAUUUGGCCAGAAUACCUGAGAUUCCCGGAACUCUCGCCUACAUCGUCCGCCUUGACAGGUGUCUUGAACAACUGGAAAAGCUCACUGGUGUAGCCGUGCAUAUGCCUAAAAAGUAG
Mizuhopecten yessoensis (Yesso scallop) is the source of this 1013-nucleotide messenger RNA. RefSeq lists its product as uncharacterized. Bases 306 to 1013 code for a protein of 235 amino acids. The transcript is spliced from 2 exons. NCBI's taxonomy places the organism in Eukaryota, Metazoa, Mollusca, Bivalvia, Pectinida, Pectinidae. The record is from RefSeq and is a predicted model, not a curated record.